Messenger RNA from Miscanthus lutarioriparius, 801 nucleotides. The record is from the annotation of a GenBank genome assembly. Lineage: Eukaryota; Viridiplantae; Streptophyta; Magnoliopsida; Poales; Poaceae.
AUGUCGUGGAUGUGCCAUGGUGGUGAACCAGUGAGCAGUGGGAGGCGCGGGGCUGGUGUGCCGACGCGGCCGCAAUGGUGGGCCGACAAGCAAGGUGCUGCGAGGCUGGCACACACGAGCGAGGUGUGGCGCUGCACGCCCCCGGCCAUGUAUAGGUGGUGUCCAGCUUGUAAAAGAGAGGGAGCAAGGAGGAAGAAGAGGGCAUUUUGUUCUAAAAAUUCAGAUAAAGGAGUCGAAUGGAUAAUGGGCUCUAGGAAGGAGAAAAUUAGAAAAUUCAUACAGAUGGAAGAAGAAAAUAAUGAUGAAUUGUUUCUUGUCAUUGUUCCUGCAUUACUUGAAUGUCUAAAUGAAGAGAAGAGGCCAGAGCAUACCUCCAAGUAUACUGGUGCUAGGAAGGUGAAGGAAAUUCUGGAGGGGCACGAGAAUUGGUGUAAAUCUGAGUUUCGUAUGGAGACACGAAUAUUUAAGGAGACAUGUAACUAUCUUAGGCGUGAGGGUCUAUUGCGUGACACACGAGGUGUUACCGUUGAGGAGCAGCUAGGGAUGUUUAUGUAUAUGAUUUCACACAAUGCUAGGGGCAACGAUAAACUGAAGAAAGCAUUUCAGCAUAGUGGUGAAACUGUCCACAGGCACAUAAGGGCAGUUUUCAAUAUCAUUCCCACUCUCACCUAUAGAUUUAUGAAGCUUCCUACUUCCAACCAAACUCACCCUAAGAUCGCCAACCUACUUAUAUACCAGAAUCUGAUCAUGUUGAUCUGCCAUAAGGAGAUGAUAAUCAUCAAAAUGAUGUGCAAUCGCUGA